AUGGUGAAUAUUCGCAAAAGGUCUUAUGUGCCUAAGCAGUCUGAAGAUGCACCUAAUGCCAUCACUUCUUGGCCUUCUCCAGGAGAGACCACCAGUAGGUUGCAGGAGUCUUUAUGUUCUGAGGCGGUGCUUGAAGUCAGGGAGUUUGCUGCUCCUGUUUCUCCUGUUGUGCAUGCACAUCGAGCUUCUGAGGCCACUAAACCCUCAGAGCCAGUUACAGUCAAGAGGCUCCCUUCUGAUCCCCCAGGUCAUUCUCCCUCUGUUCAUCCUUCUCGAUCGAAACUACCUACUUCGCAACCGGAUGCCGUGCCUGCACACAUUUCUAAAAUUGCUACUGCUGCACGUGAGGAACAGACUGAUGGUUCUCAAAAUGAUGAUCAAUGUGCUUCUUUUAACCAGACUGAGAUACCUCCUGAAGACAUUCCUCCUUCUACUGAUGAUCCCAUUGCACCAUCUUCUGAAGGAAGGCCAGAGUAUCCUAAAGGUCCUAAACCCCCAAAAAGAAAAACUCAACAGGCUAGGAAAAUUGUUACCACAAAAACUGACAGAAAGAAAAUCUCUGUAAAUGUUCCAUCUGUUCCCAUUGAUGGAAUUUCUUUUCAUCACGAGGAAAGCGUUCAAUGCUGGAAGUUUGUGAUGCAGAGGAGAAUUGUCGAUGAGGUAAAUAUAUCUGACAAACACCAAUCCUGCAUGAGUAUCAUGGACCUUAUUCAUAAGGCUGGUUUGGAAAAAACUAUCUCGAAUGUUGGUCCUUUUUAUCCCCAGUUAAUUAGAGAAUUUAUUGUCAAUCUGCCUGAUGAGUUUACUGAUCCGAGUAGUGCUGGCUAUCAGACGGUGCACAUUACAGGGUUCAAAUUUGUGAUUUCAUCUGAUGUGAUAAAUGGCUUUCUUGGAAAUACUGUUGAUAUUGACUCCUCUCCAUCAUGUCCUACUACUGAGGUUCUAGCUACUGUCUUAUUUGGAGGGACCUUGUCGACAUGGCCUGUGAAAGAAAUCCCUGCAGCUACUCUCAACGUCAACGAUGCCAUUCUGCAUAAAAUUGACAUUGCCAAUUGGUUCCCUUCCUCACAUGCCUCAAGCAUAUCUGCUACCUUAGGUACAUUCUUGUAUCAAAUUUGUAAUGAUGAUAAAGUAGAUACGGGUGCCUUCAUUUACAAUCACCUGUUGAGGCAUGUUGGGUCGUUUGGGGUCAAGGUUCCAAUUUCUUUUCCGAGGUUGCUCUCUAGUCUGCUACUUCACCUAAAUGAAGCGGUGCUUACUGCAUCUAAUGCUUCUGGACCUGAACCUAAGACAAUUGCACUUAGCUACAGACUCUUCCAAGGCAGUCAUGUGCCUGAUAUUGACCAUGAUGUGCAUCCAACUUGGGGCCCACGUAUCUUUGACACUAUUGACUGGGAUGACUCUGCUGAAGGCUUCUGUGUGGAUCGUGAGUUAGCUACACGCACUAUUAAUUCCUUGACUGCUGAAUCUCGUGCUCUAACUAACUUCAUCACUUUGUUGUCUGAACGUUGA
Messenger RNA from Cucumis melo (muskmelon), 1512 nucleotides. RefSeq lists its product as uncharacterized. NCBI's taxonomy places the organism in Eukaryota, Viridiplantae, Streptophyta, Magnoliopsida, Cucurbitales, Cucurbitaceae. The transcript has 4 exons. Bases 1 to 1512 code for a protein of 503 amino acids. The record is from RefSeq and is a predicted model, not a curated record.